AUGAAACCCUGUCUUGCUUCUCUUUGUCUGUUAGGAGCUUCGCUUCAUGCUUUGAGUCAGUGCACUGCAACAAGCUGUAAGUUUUAUCUGGAGGGGGAUUAUUCGAUAGGUGGCCUUUUUGACAUUCACUACAUAGAAGACCCCGUUUAUCAUGACAGACCCGAAGUCAUCGACUGCUCCAGUCAACGCUUCAGUCUCUCAAACUACCGAAGGUUUGAGUUGAUGAGAUUCUCUGUAGAGGAAAUCAAUAACUCUACCAACCUGCUACCAAAUGUUUCUCUUGGCUAUGAGUUGUUUGACCACUGUUCAGAUACACUCAGCUUCCCAGAAAUUUUCAAACUCAUCUCGGUCAACGGCUUGAUUCAUCCUUGGGCUAAACCAUACAAGGAUCUGUCUAAAGUGAUAGCAGUGGUUGGUCCUUUCACAAGCACUCAGUCCCUGACUGUAGCCCCACUUUUCAUGGUGAAUCUCAUUCCUGUGGUCAGUUAUGGAUCUUCAUCUUCUGCACUUUCAGAUAAAAUUAAAUUCCCAUCUUUCUUGAGAACAGUGCAUUCCAAUAGAGAUCUCAUAGAAGUGAUUGUUACUAUUGUGCAACACUUCAAGUGGAAUUGGGUUGCCUUCCUUAACAGUGAUAAUGAUUAUGGCAACGAUGGCCGGGAUUUGUUCAUUAAGAGGAUCAAGGACACUAAGAUUUGCCUGGCAUACACAACAGGACUUAGUGCCAAAACCAAUUACUCUCAGGUGUUCAGAAAUAUAGAGCGAGAUAAAAUAUAUGUAAUUAUUGUUUUUGCUCCUGAACUGGCUGCUGAAACUCUCAUUGGGUCAGCAAUUCAACUGAAUAUCACCAAUAAGGUGUGGAUAGCAGGUGACUCAUGGUCCUUAAGCAAAAGACUGCAGAAGAUUAAAAGAAUAAAAACUAUUGGAACUGUACUUGGGGUGUCUCAGCCAAUAGUGUCAAUACCUGGUUUCAGUGAUUUUUUGCAUUCUUCUAAAAGCCACGUUCAGUGUGGCGAUGAUGUGGAAGGCAAUUUUUGCGGUCAGGUUUGCAACUGCAGUCACUGGAGUGCUGAGGAAGUCCUUGAUGCCAACCCAUCUUACACUUUCGCUGUUUAUUCUGCCGUAUACGCCAUCGCUCACGCCUUACACAGGACCAUGCAAUGUGGAGCAGGUGGAUGUAAAAAUCUUACAGUGUACCAAAACAAGGUUCUGGAAGAGCUGCUGAAAUCCAAUUUUACACUGUUGAAUCAGACCAUUCAGUUUGACGAGAAUGGAAACAUCAAGUUUGGUUUUUAUACAGUCGUCUUCUGGAACCAGAGUGGUAAAGCACAGAACGUUGGAUUUUAUAACUUUCACCCAAAAGCCGAUUUCUUCAUCAACAGCACCAAAAUUAUGUGGUACGCAGAUGGAAAAGUGCCUACUUCAUUAUGUUCAUCAGCGUGUCCUGAAGGCUAUGUAAGAAAGCAAAAAGGACUCCAUGUGUGCUGCUAUAAUUGUGAAAUCUGUCCAAGUGGAACUUAUGUCAAUAUUACUGAGAAUCCCUUCAAGUGCAUUAACUGUAUGGACACAGAGUGGUCUACAGCGGGAAGCACAUCAUGCAGUCUGCGGCUGGUGGAGUACAUACCAUUCACAGCCACUGGUGCUAUAGUGAUCAUGGUUGGGACUUGUGUCUUGGUGGGCCUCAGUCUGGCCGUGUCUGUUCUCUUUGCCAUCAACUACAACACGCCUGUUGUCAGAUCUGCUGGAGGACCAAUGUGCUUCUUGAUUUUAAUCUGCCUCGGUGUGUGUAGUUUUAGUGUGUUUUUUUACUUUGGUCAGCCAACACCUGUUUCUUGUGUCUUGAGAUAUUUCCCGUUUAUUUUGUUCUACACUGUUUGUCUGGCAUGUUUUGUUGUGCGUUCCUUUCAAAUUGUUUGCAUUUUCAAAAUGGCUGCAAAGAUCCCCAAGUUCCACAGCUGGUGGAUGAAAUAUCACGGACAAUGGCUACUUAUCGCUGGGGCAUUUGUCACUCAGGCUGUCUUCCUGAUUAGCAUUUUUUAUGAUCCCCCCAAACCUUACAAUGAAACUUCAUGGUACCCAGAGCAAAUCGUACUUUUCUGUGGCAUAAAUCUUGGAGCAGCUUGUGCUCUGAUUUUGCCUUUGUUAUUGUGCUGUCUUUGCUUUAUUUUCUCUUACAUGGGAAAAGAUCUCCCAAAAAACUACAAUGAGGCCAAAGCGAUAACUUUCUGCCUCCUCUUGCUGAUCUUCACCUGGAUCAUCUUUGUCACUGUGUUCAUGCUUUAUCGUGGAAAGAACAUCCAAACUUUUAAUGGGCUGGCUGUUCUCUCCAGUCUCUACUCCUUUCUGUUGUGGUACUUCCUGCCAAAAUGUUACAUCAUUAUUUUUCAGCCCCACAAAAACACACAGCAGUACUUCCAAGGUCUCAUUCAGAAUUAUACCAAAACAAUCAGUCAGUAGCUUCUCACACUAAAAAUGUCUAGAUACUGUGUUUUUCUAAAUAAUUUAAUAUUUUUGUAGAUGAAUAAUGUUUAUCUUUUCAAAUCUAGCUAAUAUUUUAAUAGGUUUCAAAAAGAUUUCCUAAAUAUUAAUAUUAGGGUGGAUGAUGAUCACACUUGUCUCAUAGGGUCAGAAAAGACUGGAAAAAAGGAACAUGGAAAGGGACAGCGUCUUCAUUAAGCUUUUUUAAAAUGCACCAAAUAAUGGGCUCGACAGUUAGAUGAGAAACUACUGCACUUACAUCAACAUUAAGUUUAGAAUAUUGCUAGACAAAGUUUACAUGUAAAUCUAGUUAUAGUUCUUAUUUUAAAGAAUAUGAACCUUUAGUAACAGUAAAAUGAUAAUGGCAUGUUAAGUUAUAUGUGGUUUUUAAUUGUGUUGUCGUUGUAUUUGGCUGUCUGUGAAAUAUUAAAAUUGAAGUUGUGUGUAUUUUUAUAGCCAUGAAAUGUGUAGUGAA
This is a messenger RNA of Melanotaenia boesemani (Boeseman's rainbowfish), 2950 nucleotides long. RefSeq names its product taste receptor type 1 member 1-like. Bases 1 to 2454 code for a protein of 817 amino acids. NCBI's taxonomy places the organism in Eukaryota, Metazoa, Chordata, Actinopteri, Atheriniformes, Melanotaeniidae. Gene Ontology annotation, cellular component: membrane. The transcript is spliced from 6 exons. The record is from RefSeq and is a predicted model, not a curated record. Gene Ontology annotation, molecular function: G protein-coupled receptor activity. Gene Ontology annotation, biological process: G protein-coupled receptor signaling pathway.